UCCCAAAAGCCACUGAUUCUCUAAUAAUGUACGUCCAUGAAGACGGUUUCAGUACUCUAGCACAAUCAAAACUUUGUAACUCUCUGUCUCUCUCUCUCUCUCUCCCUCUCUCCCUGAGAAAUUCCAUCAUUUCUUUCUCCAAUUAGGAGCUGAAAAAGCAGCUUAAUCAGUACCAAACAUGAGGAAUUUGAUGGAAACGACCCAAAAGAUGGCGAUGGCGCCAGCAACGGACGGCAUCGGGCAGCUCCUGAAAACUGCCAAGGGGAAGCUCGCGAUGAUCGAGCUCCUAGUCAUCUUCACCGCCUUCUUGCUCCUCUUCCUCGUCGCCUUCGGCUCAUGCCGGCGCCGCUGUAGCGGCGGCGUGUUCCGGCUCGUCAUUUUCACGGCCUACACUCUCUCAACCUACGUACUCACCUACGCUCUAGGCCUCAUGCAGGAAGCUCCGUUCCGCAACGAGUUAUUCCCUGUCUGGGCAGUGUUCCUGAUGAUCAUCCUCGGGAGCGCCGAUUCUAUCUCCGCAUACAGUCUCGAGGACAACGAGCAGUGGAAGAGCUACAAUUGGCAGAUCAUGAUCAAAUUGAUUUGGUUGUUAUUUUUGAUAGACUGGUACUUCCGCGACACGUCCAACACGGGGUUUGGGACCCCGUACCUCCUCGUCGUCUUGACCUUGAAGGCCGACGAGAGGGCUCGGGCCUUGAUGGCGGCGAGCCGCCAGUCUUUGGAGAGGUAUACAAAAGUGGUUGCUGAUUAUAUGAGCGUGGAGCACGAAAGUGGUGAAGUCGAUCCGGUUCGCAUGAGAGGGUAUACGUAUUUGGUGAGGGGUGAAGAGGAGAGACCGGUGAAUACCUUCGUUCGUGCUAAGCAAUUUAUCAAGAGGUGUCUAGGGAAGGAGGAGGGUGCGCUGGCACGGCACCAUCGGACCCCAUUGGACAACGUAGAUGAAUUAAUCACCAUUGAAAAGGUGUGGAUGUGUGAAGGGACGCUCUUAAGCUCAGAAGGAGACCCCCACAAGAAGCUCAAGGACAAAUGCCUCUCUUUUGCACUCUUCAAGCUCCUCCGUUUGAGAUAUGCUGGCUACUCAUUGCCCCAAGAGGCCCACAAGAAGACAUGGAACUUGAUUCGCCAUGGAUUACUCUCGAAAGAAGACGGCUACAAGCGAGCAUUUCGAGUUGUCGAGGACGAGCUCACAUUCCUUUUCGAUUUCUUCUACACCAAGUACAGUAUCAUAUUCCAGCCUGGCCGGUUGCUCUUCAAAUUGCUGGAGUUUAUUUAUGUCACUCUCAGCAUUUGGUCUACGACAUCAAUCUUGACGUAUUACAAGAGACAUGACAAUAACUAUCAACUGGGCACUAUGCCGAAUGGGUUGAGCAUCGAAGUAGUCGUGACCAGCGUGAUGAUAAUCUCGUUCAUCAUGGUGGAGCUUAUGCAGUUCUUCUUCGUGGGUUUCUCGGAAUGGGCUAAAGUGAUAUGGAUCUGCAAGUAUGUGCAGAAGAAGUCAUGGCAAGAAAAUGUGUGGAUUGAGAGGAUAAUCAGAGCAAUAUGUCGGGUCAAAUUGAUGAGGCCUUGGGAGCAAAAGCUUCAUCAGUACUCAUUCCUCGAGUCAUGCUCUUAUAAGCCUUCCAGGUUAUUGAACAACAAGAUGAUGGCGGUCUACAUUGAUCAGACUAGGGAUGGCCAGAGACAGAGCACCCCGAUCAAAUUGCCUGAAGAAGUCAAGCAAGCGGUGUUUCAUACUCUAAAGGCGAAUUACAGUGCUAAAUUGGAGAAUGGACAGGCCUCACUGAGAAUGAACAAUGAGUCCAAGAAGCUGUCGUGGGCAUGUCGGCUUGAGACACAGACUCAGGUCAUAAUAGUGUGGCACAUCGCCACUAGCUUCUGUGAGCACCAACUGCCACUUGGAAGAUCAGACUCGCCUGCAACAAGGAGGAGUUUCCUAGUGGCAACUAGCUUGUCCAAGUAUGUGGCUUACUUGGUUGCUUUUGCUCCAUGGCUACUGCCGGAUCACCCAUACGUUGUGGAGUACGUGUUCGAUCGGGCAAUCAUCGAAGCCAGGGACUUCUUUCUGAAUUGCAAGAGAAUGGAGGACUGGGUUAAGGCGAUGAAGGAGAACAGCAGUGGUCUUUCUGCGCGUGGAGAAACUGUUAUCAACCAGGGUGCUCGGCUCGGGAAUCAGCUUGCAAAUGAUAUAAAUAACAAGGACAUGAUUUGGAGGAUUCUGGCUGACUUUUGGGCGGAAAUGGUGUUAUAUGUUGCACCUUCGGACAAUGCGAAAGCCCAUGCGGAGCAUUUGACUAGAGGAGGCGAGUUUGUGACUCACUUGUGGGCUUUGCUCUAUCACGCAGGAAUCGAGAGAGGUCCUCCUACUAAGCCGUGUAAUGCCCUGGAGAGAAGGAACAGCUUCUGAACUAGUCCAGUGAUUAAUAGCAUCUGUUGCAAGUGACCGGUGAUUGCCAUAGUAAAUGGUUGCUUAGGUAUGAUUCACGUGGAUAUCGCGCCAGUUAACUGUGCAAUGUAUUUGGUUGCAUCACUCGCAGCUCUCACUAUGCACUAAAUGAAAUCCUACUGCCAUUGAACAACAGCAUCAUAUUUAUUCCUCAGAGAAAUCCUAUUUUUGGUUUAGUAGUAAUAAUUUCAGGGAUCGAGUUGCCUGGA
Messenger RNA from Syzygium oleosum, 2652 nucleotides. RefSeq lists its product as uncharacterized. The coding region runs from base 179 to 2404 and encodes 741 amino acids. NCBI's taxonomy places the organism in Eukaryota, Viridiplantae, Streptophyta, Magnoliopsida, Myrtales, Myrtaceae. The record is from RefSeq and is a predicted model, not a curated record. The transcript has 2 exons.